Carya illinoinensis is the source of this 789-nucleotide messenger RNA. RefSeq lists its product as uncharacterized. The transcript has a single exon. The record is from RefSeq and is a predicted model, not a curated record. Gene Ontology annotation, molecular function: RNA-DNA hybrid ribonuclease activity; nucleic acid binding. NCBI's taxonomy places the organism in Eukaryota, Viridiplantae, Streptophyta, Magnoliopsida, Fagales, Juglandaceae. Bases 1 to 789 code for a protein of 262 amino acids.
AUGAAGGUGUGUUCAAAGGGGCAAGCAUCUAACAAAUUGAGGAGCAAUGAUUUCUGGCACAGGCUUUGGAAAUUGAGUGUGCCAAAUGCAACCAAAAUGUUACUAUGGAGAGCCUCUCAUGAGUCACUGCCCACAAACCAGAACCUAAACAAAAGAAGGAUAAGGGAGUCAGCACUAUGUCCCAUAUGCAUCAGGGAAUCAGAAUCGACUACACAUGCCUUGUGGUCGUGUCCCUCAACUCAAGAUGCAUGGGGUGUCAGCUCGAGAAAACUACAAAAAGAUAGUGUGGUCGAGUCUCCAUUCUCAAGCAUAGUAGGCCACAUGUUGUCAGUACUGGAUGAAAAUGACAUGUCAACCUUUGCUUCCAUAGCUCACCAACUAUGGAAGAGAAGGAAUCAAUAUGUUUUUGAAGGCAAGUAUGAAGCCCCUGAGACAGUGGUGAAUACUGCCACUAAGAUAGUACUAGAUUACAAGGAAGCAAACAACACCCAGGUGAGUAAGGACAAACCAAUAGCAUCAUCUGUCCAAAGCUGGUCAGCCCCUCCUUUGCAUGUUUUUAAGGCCAAUUGGGAUGCAUCAGUAGACAAAGUACAGUGCAAAGUUGGGAUAGGGGUUGUGAUCAGAGAUUGGAAUGGUUGUGUAGUUGCCACCCUUAGAUCCCAAAAGGAUAUGUUCCUUGACCCGUUGUUAGCUGAAUCCUUUUCUGUCUUGAAAGCUGUCAUCCUAUGCAACCAGCUGAACAUGCAGGAUGUUAUUUUCGAGGGCGGCUCACUUAAUGUGGUUCAAUAG